AUGGUAGAAAAUAAUAUAUUCGAAUUUGAGGUCGCAACUCCAUCAGGUGAUCGUUUGCAGAAGCUUAUCACCGAAUAUGUGAACAAAAAAGAAUGUCGCACGCCACCAAAUAGUUUUUUUAUAUAUCGACAGCUAUUGGUGAAAGAGUUACACUCAUCCGGUCUUAAUUUGCAAGCUGUGGAGAUCUCUCGGCUAGCUUCGAAAAACUGGAAAACAAAGCCUGCAGAUGCCAAAGUCGUGUUUCGAGAUGCAGCUCAAGUUAUUGCAAAAUCUAUGACUAGAAAGGAAACAAGACCUGCGAAAAAGAGGCGAAUUCUUUGGCCAGCUGUAAUGACAAGCGAGACCAUGCGUAAUAAAGUCAUUCGUAAAAAGACCAAAGCUGCUAGGAAAUCAAAUUAUCUCAAUUCAAAAAACCAAGAAUUCAGCUCACAAGAAUUCUUGUUAGAACGAGAUGGAGCUGACGAAAUCAUAAAUAAGCAAACUUCGGUUAAAUCUGAAUCAUCUCCGGACCAAAUUGAAAACUACACGGAAAAUCUAUAUUUUGAUGAUGAGGGUUUGGACUACGGACCACCCUCUCCUAGUGAUCGUUUUCUAAUUAGGCCCAAGCAUUCUGAAUAG
Molecule: messenger RNA, 618 nt
Organism: Ambispora leptoticha
Lineage: Eukaryota; Fungi; Glomeromycota; Glomeromycetes; Archaeosporales; Ambisporaceae
Source: the annotation of a GenBank genome assembly